UCAUUUUAAUCGCGCAUUCAAAAAAGUUUUCUUCUUUGCAAAGCGCUCGUGCGUCUGGACGAGAACAUUCCAUAGAGAACGUUAAUGCUGAGGUGAAUUAGUUUGUUUAGCGCACGCGCCAUGGCUCAUAAACAGAUCUACUACUCAGAUAAAUACAACGACGACCUCUACGAGUACAGGCAUGUCGUUUUGCCACGUGAGUUGGCCAAGCAAGUGCCCAAGUCCCACCUGAUGUCUGAAGACGAGUGGAGGAGGCUUGGUGUUCAGCAAUCCCUCGGAUGGGUGCAUUACAUGAUUCACGAACCUGAACCUCACAUCCUGUUAUUUAGAAGGCCUCUUCCGAAGUAGCAGUGACACUGAGACCCACCGAUUCUCUGGAGCCUUCCUGUGGAUUGUUCUGGUAUUCAGUGAAUACUUGUGACCUUUAAGAUUAAAUCCUCCUGUGCAUUUAGCUGGAUUUUUCACAGCGCCUUCGCUCGGACAGAGAAUCAGGACAAUGCUAAAACCAUACUUAAGUGUUCAGGAUUUUUUAAAAAGGGGUCAAACAUUUUCAAUAACGAUUCUGCCCAGGAAAACGAUUAAUGUUGUUCUUCGCUACAUCUUUAGCAUCGGUAUCAUGGACGUCGCCUUUUUGUGACUGAAGAUGAAAGAGGUUUUUUUUCCCCCACAGUAUUUUAGUUAACUUUUAGUUUCUUGCAGAGUCUCGUAUGGACGAGGCAUAUUCACCAGGUUGGGUGGGAAUAAUACUUUAUGGAAGGCAAUCAAAGAAAGCGUACACUAGUCCUUGUUUCUUUUCAGUCGAUUUUGAUUAUGAAGCAAAGCACUGAAAUGUGGAGAGACCUAAUGCUGGGGAAUAAAACCACGAUUUUUUUUUUAUUCAUAAAAAAAAUAAUGGUAAAUGCAAAUCCUUAAACACAAAUGCUUAAACUUCUGUAAUGAUGUCAGGAUUAAUGUGUAAAUGUUUGUGUACGAAGCGCUAUAUACGGUCAAUUACCAAGGAGAUGGCAACGAAUAAUGUUUUUGCUGUAAAUGUGCCUUAAAAUGCAAAGUAAUGUUCAUUUUAAGAAAAAUGUUGACAUUAAGAAAUGGAAAAUGACUUGUCAAGUAAAAAAAAAGACCAUUGUGAAGCCAGCAUGUCAUGUACAAUCUAAUAAAUAUAAUUGCUUUUUCAUAUUGAA
This is a messenger RNA of Tachysurus fulvidraco (yellow catfish), 1178 nucleotides long. RefSeq names its product Cyclin-dependent kinases regulatory subunit 2-like. Gene Ontology annotation, molecular function: ubiquitin binding; histone binding; protein kinase binding. The transcript has 3 exons. Bases 121 to 348 code for a protein of 75 amino acids. Lineage: Eukaryota; Metazoa; Chordata; Actinopteri; Siluriformes; Bagridae. Gene Ontology annotation, cellular component: cyclin-dependent protein kinase holoenzyme complex; SCF ubiquitin ligase complex. The record is from RefSeq and is a predicted model, not a curated record. Gene Ontology annotation, biological process: regulation of mitotic cell cycle.